ACUUUUUUUUUAAACAGGCUUGCUUUACGGGAUCGUCGACGCGCUCUCACACGGAUGAUGAAUCCGAUUAUCGGCAAAGCACUAUUCCUCACUCUUGGUACGAGUAUGUGGAUAUGGAUGCAAGCCUACGUCAAACUGCAGAUUGCAAUUCACGGUGAAAACGUUUUGAAACCUCUCAAUCGGACAGUCCCGAAUGACUUCUACAGUGCGUCCUUCGGACAACACGAUUACGCAGAACUAACGAAUAUUACCAUGCAUUAUGUGACAAAAGGCUGUGAUGUUGGGAAGCGUCCUGUUGUUCUUCUCUUGCAUGGAUUUCUCGAUUUUUGGUACAUCUGGAACAGGCAGAUCCCAACGCUUGCAGAUGAUUUCUGCGUUGUAGCACCGGAUCUACGCGGCUAUGGCAAUACUUCACGGCCAAAGGACAGCGCGCAAUACCUGAUGGCGAACCUCAUUGAGGAUGUCAAAGAUCUACUUGACAAAAUAAAUCCUCAACACAAGAAAAAUGUCGUCCUUGUCGGGCAUGACUGGGGUGGCAUGAUCGCCUUCUGUUUCGCAACGGUAUACGAAAAGAUGAUCGACAAGAUGGUAAUCAUCAAUGGCGUACACCCUCUCGCUUACACGAAGCAACUGUUCCGAAGCCUCAAUCAGAUGAGGAUGUCCUGGUUCGCGAUUCCUUUUCGACACUCGGUUGUUCCCGAGCAGUACCUGAUGCUAAAAGACCUCAAGUUUUUUGACAAGAUGCACAAGUCUUUCACAGCCAGUGAGAAAUACGCUCACAAAUAUGUGUUUUCACAGCAAGAAAAGGCUUGCUUGUGCGGUUACAACAUGAUGUCUCGAUGGGUGGCCAAUAUAAUAAUCUCUGCAGUCGCAUCUAGCAUGUGGAUCUGGAUGCAAACUUACGUGAAGGUUCAAGUUGCUUUAUACGGACAGUCAAUACUUAUUCCUAAAAACCGGACAGAACCACCCGACCUAACGAACGACACGUAUGGAAGGCAUGCAUACUCAAAUCUCACCAACAUCACAAUGCAUUACGUCACCAAAGGUUGCGAAGACGUACGGGCAGACCGUCCUAUGCUUCUGAUGCUGCAUGGAUUCUUGGACUUCUGGUUCAUUUGGAACAGACAGAUAGCUACUCUCGGGGAGCAAUUCUGCGUUGUAGCACCAGAUUUGCGUGGCUACGGUCUUACUACGAAGCCUAAAAAUCCGGAAGACUACCUGAUGACGAAGCUUAUCGAUGAUCUAAAGGAAUUUAUCGAUGAACUCAAUGUUAUCAUGAAAAGGGACAUUGUCCUUGUCGGACACGACUGGGGUGGAAUGAUUGCGUUUUGUUUCGCAACAAUGCAUGAGAAGUUAUUACAAGGUCUCGUUAUCAUCAACGGAGUGCAUCCAAUGGCCUUCUAUAAGCAGUUUUAUCAAAGUGAGGAGCAAAUAAAGAAAAGCUGGUUCAUAGAGCCAUUUAAGCACCCUGACCUGCCUGAGAAGUACAUCAUCAUGAAGGACUUCGCGCUCUUCGACCAGAUGCACAAGGGGUUCACCUCGCAGGAGGAAGAUGCCCACAAGUACAUGUUUUCGAAGAACGGUUCCCUGACUGCAGCACUGAACUAUUACCGCGCCUUCGUGAAGGACAAAGACCAACUGAGGAAACUGCCUUACCGCAAGAUCAACGUCACCACAAUUAUCCUUUGGGCCGAGAAAGACGACUUUCUCACGAAGCCCAUUGCAAAGUACAACCAGGAGUGGCUCAAAACUUCAAAGAUAGUGUACUACACCAAGGCCGGGCAUUGGGUGCUACGGCAGUGCCCCGAUGAGGUGAACGAGCACAUUAGUAACUUUGCAAUGGACGAAUGGCAGGAUGUAGUGGUGGAGGAGAGGAGUCUAACGAGUUACUUCCUUCCGGGGGUACAGAACGUCUUUCACAAGACCUUCAGGCUUCUGGCAGUGAAGAGCUCGACGAAAGUUUGA
Messenger RNA from Rhipicephalus sanguineus (brown dog tick), 1965 nucleotides. RefSeq names its product epoxide hydrolase 4-like. Gene Ontology annotation, molecular function: hydrolase activity. The transcript is spliced from 12 exons. NCBI's taxonomy places the organism in Eukaryota, Metazoa, Arthropoda, Arachnida, Ixodida, Ixodidae. The record is from RefSeq and is a predicted model, not a curated record. The coding region runs from base 55 to 1965 and encodes 636 amino acids.